GGGAAAUAAUAUGUAACAAGAGGACGGAAAACAAAAUAAGUUCGGAGUAGACAGUUAAGUUAUUGUUUUUUUUUGUACUUUAAUUAAUUGUUUGCAUUAAUAGCGGUAUCUUUCGCGAACUAUCACCUUUAGGUCUGCGGGAAUGAUUUCUAUUAAUGCCCCGUAAAAAAGCCUCAAAGACAGACAAGUCUCCCCUGCAGUUCGUGGAGCGGCCUGUGUGUGGAGCCAGACUCCAAAAUGUGCCUGAAGUCCGAGCAGCUCUUAAUCCCAGAGAGUUUUUCACAGAGACACAGAGCGGCUCAGCUCUUAAUUCAUGGGUGAGCCCACAGUUUGACAGUUCAGUUGCAGCUGCACCUCCAGUCAGACGAGGGAGGAGAAGAUGCCUCUCUGCAACAAGCAUCCUUCAAAGUUGCACUCAGCUGUCCAGGAAAACCAGUGUGUGCAAAUUCCCCCCGUUAUCGUUUCAGACAAGGUCAAGAGACCAUUCUCAUCAACCAAAGAGUAUACGCACAAAGAAAUCUACAGCGUCUACUGCUGUGUCUGAUGCUGGAAAUCAACCAUGCCAAAUCAGAAGGACAGUUUCAAGUGCGCAGUGCUUAGACACACCAAAGAGACAGACGACUACAAUCAGGAAACGCAAUGUGGAGAGAUUUUCUGACAGUGCUGCAUCCACCAGCAGAUGUUUGGACCAGCCUGAAACUCCAUUUAUUCAAGCGACGGAGAAAUGCAGAACUCCAGCAGACGGUGUUUCAACACCUGCUUCAAAUGAGUUCAUCACCACUGAGGUCAGCUGUGUCAGUCCGCCACCUGAUGUAGACACUCCAAAAGUAAUUCAAGAGGGGAGUAGCUGUCCCUCCGUCAGCUCUCUACACUUGCUACAAGCUCAACCGUGCACACCACCAUGUAAUGAGCCACCUGACAUUUUAGUGGCUGACACGCCAGAGAGGGAUUAUGGAGUGAAGGUGACAUGGAGGAGGAGGAGGGGUUUGAUGUUGUUGUUAAAAGAGAGGGGCCACCUCUCUGAUGCAGAUGCGCUAAUUCACAGCUAAUGUAGAGAUUUGGUGAGAAGAGGAUCAGAGAAGAGACAUCGGCUAUAAUUGGACCACUUCUGUGACCUGAAAUCUGUCUAUGAACUAUUUUUAUUGCACUGAACAGAGCUGCUGCGUUUUAAAGUUCACUGACUUCAUAAUGAUAAGACGAGGAUGUUAUCAUUAUUGAAUCGAAAAAUCAAAUCAAUUAACUGACACGUCUCAAUAUCCAAAUCCCAAUCCUUUUACAUCUCAUAAUUUAUUUUGACCGGUCCUAAUUAUACUGUACUGUUUGUUACAGAUUAUGCUGCAAAUCAAAGGCAGUCUUUUUAUUCACAUCUAAAUCCUGACCUUUAGAUUUUUUUAAGGGAGCCUGGUACUGGGUCACAUAAUCUGACAGGUCAGAGACUUCUAUGUCACAGUUAUGCUUCAGCAUUUUAAUGGCAGAUAUAUGGAGAAAGGUCAUAGACUAAUUGAUAGAAUAAUAAUAACUGCAUAUCUUUGUCAGUGACAUGGAAUUUUGAGUCACCGUUGUAACAAAACCAAGGGUGCUGCUCUAAGAUCAUUUGAACACUGCUGUUGGGGAUUGUGAGCAAUGCUGUGUAACUUGUAAUGUAUUGCAUAAAAGAUGUGGAAUAAAUGUAUAUAAG
Molecule: messenger RNA, 1678 nt
Organism: Epinephelus fuscoguttatus (brown-marbled grouper)
Lineage: Eukaryota; Metazoa; Chordata; Actinopteri; Perciformes; Serranidae
Gene: rhno1
Product: RAD9-HUS1-RAD1 interacting nuclear orphan 1
Exons: 3
Coding region: 156-1049 (297 amino acids)
Biological process (GO): recombinational repair; DNA damage checkpoint signaling; cellular response to ionizing radiation
Cellular component (GO): chromosome; nucleus
Source: RefSeq, a predicted model, not a curated record